Daphnia carinata is the source of this 1275-nucleotide messenger RNA. RefSeq names its product inhibitor of growth protein 1-like. The record is from RefSeq and is a predicted model, not a curated record. Gene Ontology annotation, biological process: positive regulation of DNA-templated transcription. The coding region runs from base 119 to 1090 and encodes 323 amino acids. The transcript has 6 exons. Gene Ontology annotation, cellular component: nucleus. NCBI's taxonomy places the organism in Eukaryota, Metazoa, Arthropoda, Branchiopoda, Diplostraca, Daphniidae.
AAUCAGCACCUUCACUUUAUCAACGCACAGUCAACAAAAACGUUUUAAGGCAUCAAUUGCGUUAAAUUAACUAAGAAGCUUCUUGCUUCAAAAUUCCCUUUCGUUCUUGUUGGUCAAGAUGCUCAACCAAGUUGCAGUCGAGGCUCUUUAUUCGGCCACGUAUUUAGAAAACUACCUUGACAGUGUCGAGAACUUGCCCAACGAUCUCCAACGACACAUUUCCAGAAUGAGACAGCUGGACGUCGACUUCCAAGCCAUUCUGCGGGACAUUGAACACUACAGCGACGCAAUCCAAAAGGGUCCAGAGGCGCAAGAAAAUCAAGCAGAUUCAGGUGAUGAAAAACCAAGUGGCUCUGGCUUGACAGCCUCUUCUGGGGGGAAUGCAGGUCACUGGAGGAAGCGGCUUUUGCAAAAAGUUCAGUCUGCCCUCAUAUCUUCAUUAGAAAUAGGAGAUGAAAAACUGCAAUUGGUGCAAACAAUGCAGGAUGUGGUGGAAAAUAAAUCAAGACAACUAGAAACUGACUGUAAAGCAUUAGUUAUUACAGAGUUUAGUAAAGACAGAGAAUCAACUGACUGCCCAAAGGAUUAUACUCCAAACAGUCGGGAGGUGAGUUCAGCAACUGGAGGAACUGCAGGCAAUACAGGAGAAAGAACCAAAAGAGCAAGAAGAGCACGCCCAGAUGAUCGUGAUUCUCCAGUCCCCACUACACCAGUAAUUGUUGCUCCUUCUCAAAGGAAGACGUCAAAUGCGACCAAUUCAGCUACCGCAUCAACUGGAGCUAAAAAGAAGAAACGUCGUUCGGGAAGAGAGAAGGAAAGAAGCGCUUCCCCUCAAGAAAUCCCUAUUGAUCCGGACGAGCCAACAUAUUGCCUUUGCGAUCAGGUUUCAUUUGGUGAGAUGAUCGGAUGUGACAACGACUUGUGCCCUAUUGAAUGGUUCCAUUUUUCGUGCGUCCAGCUCACAACAAAGCCGAAAGGCAAGUGGUACUGUCCGCGCUGUCGAGGUGACAGACCAACUGUCAUGAAACCGAAAGCCCAGUUUUUAAAGGAGCUGGAAAGAUACAACAAAGAGAAAGAGGAAAAGGCCUAAAAUGUGUUUUUGUUGUGUGUGUCACUCUUAUCUCCACCAUCUCGUUUUCUUAUCACUUGUGUAUGUAUAAAUCAGAAAAAAGACUGCCUCCUUGUUAUGUGUAGGUAAAAAGUUUUUUUUUUUUUUUUUUUUUUUUUUUUACAAAUUGUAUUUCGUCAAAGUUUAAAUAAAGACGCUCUACUUUC